GACGGGCUGCUCGUCGUCGUGGUCCAGGCCCGCCGGGGAAGGCUCCAGGGGCUCCACACUCGCCGCUGCCAUUGUCACUCCAGUGGGGCCACGCAGGUGUCUGACGGCAGCCGGCACCGACUCGUCCGGAGAGGAGGUAGCAGGCGACGACAUGGCGCUCCGCCUGGUGAAGCAUGUCUUCGCCAAGUACCCCAUCACCGCGAACGCCGUGACGUUCGGCUCUCUGUACGUGACGGCAGAGUUCUCCCAGCAGGUCGCGACGAAGAAAGUCCUGGCACCAACCCCCGAGCCCAUUGAUACAGCGGCCCUCGGGAGGUACGCCAUUUUCGGCUGUGGAGUCGGGUCACACAUCCUCUACUUCUGGUACAAGUGGUUGGACAAGAGGUAUGCCGGCACCGCGGCUUCAACGAUCGCGAAGAAGGUGCUCCUGGACCAGUUCAUCAUGACGCCCCAGCUCCUCGUCGCCUUCUACCUCACCAUGGCCAUCCUGGAGAGGCGGGAGGACCUCUUCGAGGAGAUGCGCAACAAGUAUGCCAAGACGUUCCAGACGUCGUGCCUGUUCUGGUUGCCCGUGCAGACCGUGAACUUCGUGCUGGUGCCCCCCGCCGCCAGGGUGGUGUACGUCGGCACCAGCUCCCUCAUCUGGGCGAACAUCCUCUGCUACAUCAAGAGGCAACCGCAGGAGCCGUCGCAGGAACAGCCGCAGGAAAAGUAGAACGUAGGGUUUAACGGCGGAGAGAAAAUGUUGUUCUCGAGACAUCGUUAAUUUGUAUUUAAUCAAAAAACGUGUGCCAUAUCCACCAUAUCCGCACGCAUGUGUGGUCUGUAUAGUAUUGCUGUAAAAAAUUAAAGACAGUUAUAUUUUUUUGCAA
This is a messenger RNA of Frankliniella occidentalis (western flower thrips), 872 nucleotides long. Its product is annotated as mpv17-like protein. The transcript has 5 exons. Gene Ontology annotation, cellular component: membrane; cytoplasm. NCBI's taxonomy places the organism in Eukaryota, Metazoa, Arthropoda, Insecta, Thysanoptera, Thripidae. The record is from RefSeq and is a predicted model, not a curated record. Bases 152 to 715 code for a protein of 187 amino acids.